CAAGAUAUGUGACCAUCAUGGCAUGUGCGACUGCCACUGCUGGCAACACUGCUGUAUUAAGAUGUGUAUCUGGCAGUAGUAACCCAGGCACUACACUGACAUGGUCAAGAGAUGGUAUGGAUCAAACUAACACUAGUCCUCAACCAGACUCUGAUGGUAGCAAUGGAGGCAUCAUCACUACACUAGACAUCGCAACCAACGUGUUAACUAAAGAUGACAAUGGUGCUGUAUUCCAAUGCAGUGCGUCUAAUGAUGCAGUCACGUGUGGAGUCGACAUUGACGUCACUGAUUCAUGUACACUGAAUGUGCAGUAUACUCCUGAGUUUACUGCAGCCUCAGUCAAUCCCGUCACCCCAGUCAUUGAAGGUGGUGAAGUCAUCCUUACAUGUACUGCAGAUGCUAAUCCUAAACCUAGUAACUUCAUCAUGUGGGAGAAGCAAGACUCCCCCGGUACAGUACUUAGCAGUGUUUACAAUGAUGGAACCAGUACUCUAACAUUGAGUGAUAUCCAGAGAGAUCAAGCAGGGAGCUAUAGAUGCAAAGCUAACAACGGGAUACCAACGAGUAAAUCAGAUGUGUUUUCGGCAUCAGUGAUUGUCAAAGUACACUAUGAGGUUAAUGUCACCAACAAAGAGGACAAUGAGAUGGGUGUAAGGGAUAACAAUGAUGCCAACUUAACAUGUAAGGCAGUCGGCAAUCCAGCGCCUGUCAUGAUGUGGUUUGAUCCAGACAACGCUCUCAUUUCUAGCACCAGAAAUCCCGAUAAGUACGCAGUAGAAGAUACCACUAUCGGGGAUGACAUCUAUGGAUUCAUGGUGAUCAGUACCUUGACGAUCAAGAGAGUGGACUCACGAGUUGACUUUGGAGUUUAUACAUGUCGCAGUUCUAAUGGGAUCGGACAGGUGGACAUGCUGAUGGUAGUUGUUAAUAGAACAAGAAGACCAAAUCAGCCGUCCGGUUUGGUAUUGAACGGCCGUACUUCAAGCUCAAUAGCAGUAAGAUGGUCAGCUGGUUAUGAUGGUGGUGAGAAUCAGUGGUUUCAUGUCAGCCAUAAGAAGACUGCAGACUCCUCAGAGACAUUCAGCGAUAGGAUUGAUGGAGGGGUGACUACAUACAACGUGGAUGGUCUCGAGUCAUACACGGAGUACGAGAUCAAGGUCUAUGCUGAGAAUGACGUGGGGAAAAAUCCCAGUCCUGCCAGCGUAGUGGAAUACACAUUGCCUCAAGGACCAACAGAUAAAGGUUUAAUUAUUGAGUUUAACAUGGAUGCGGGCACAGUCAAGGUUACUGGAUUGCAAGGCAAAGGAUGCAUUCAGCUCGAGGUGAAGUAUGAAGGUGGCUCAUCAUACUGGACAGAGUGUGGAGGAUGUUUCACAACAGACUCUGAAGUGGUUCUAGCAGAUUGGUGUCCACAAACUCAGAAACGAAGACGGAGAGCUAUAGGGGAUGUGGAUGAAGUGCAGGCAAAGUAUUGCCAAGGGAGUGGCGAUAGUACACUCUGUAGUGAUCCAAUAACUCCUGAGGAGAUUUCAGAUUCGCCUUCUACUCCUCCCAAGGCCAUCAACCCUGGUGUCAUUGUCGGUGUCGUUGUCGGUGUCAUUCUGCUUGUCGUCAUUGUCAUUUUAGCUUAUAGUCUGAGGAGUAGACUUCAGUGUCAUAUUGAAGUCACAAGAAAGUCAUCCACGCAGACUAACCGUUCUGGCAGAAAUAAAACCGAUUCAGAUAAACAGCCCGUCUACCAAGAUGUUACAGAAAUGGUGACAAUCAGCACAGAACAGGACACAACGAUAUAUGCAAAUAUCCCAAAUGCUCAAAAAGCUUUUCAGAGGAAUAAGCUGCGUAUUGUGAAAGAGCUUGGACAUGGUAACUUCGGUAAGGUUCUCCUUGCACAAGCCGAGGGAAUCUUGGAAAGGUCAAAGGUUACACUGGUGGCUGUUAAAACGUUGAAAGAUGGUGUACCAGCAACUGAAAAGGAUGGCUUAGUAAGUGAGUUGGAGUUAAUGAAGAAGCUACCUGAACAUUGCCAUGUUGUGAAACUUCUCGGCUACUGCAUAGAAGAAGAUCCUCCUUACAUCAUUGUUGAGUAUCUAUCUCGAGGUAACCUGAAAGAUCUACUGAAAGACAGUCGCAGUAAAGAAGGGCGUGUCUAUGGAAACCUACACGGCGUCAGUAAAUCAUUCACAUCCACUGACCUUAUGAAGUUUGCAAGUAACGUGGCUGAUGGUAUGACAUUUAUAUCAUCCCAACAAUGCAUCCAUCGAGACCUGGCUGCCCGUAAUAUCCUCGUAGCUGAAGACAUGACUUGCAAGGUGUCUGAUUUUGGACUCGCUCGAGAUGUUAUGAACAUCAGGGUGUAUGAAAGACAGUCAGAUGGCUGUUUGCCUCUUCGCUGGAUGGCAAUGGAAUCAAUACUUGAUGACGUGUACACAACAGAGAGUGACGUAUGGUCCUAUGGGAUUCUUCUUUGGGAAAUUGUUACCCUUGGUGCCCGACCGUAUCCCGCCAUGCGUGCCAAGACGAUGAUCAAAGAGCUUCAGAAUGGAUAUCGUAUGCCCAAACCAAGCCACUGUCAAGAAGAAUUGUACCAAGUUAUGCAGAAAUGUUGGAAAGAAGAUCCAGCGGUUCGACCUGCAUUUAAGAUGAUCUCUCAAGAACUGAAAAAACUGGAAAACACAGGAAAGGACUGUAUCUCUGUCAAAGUCUACGAAGAGGGAGUAUAUGAGGUCACAAUCCCAGACGAUAAAUAUGAAAAAUUAUAGUCAGUCUCGUCAAACUGUUCUGGAUCUGGAUAUUUGAUUCACAACUCUCUUAGAGCCAAACGAGAAGAGGGAAGAACAUGGACAUUUAAGUUUUAGAUGUGGGAGAAAAACCAACGAGAAUUGCUCCAGAGAAAACCCAAGGAGGUACUCGGUUGUGGGACAAAGAUUUGCGUCCGGUGUUGGGGGGUUUGUGCUACAACAACGUUUUUUAAUUAAAUAAAUGAAUACUGGAAGUAAUAUAUACAUAUAAUUAUGUAAAAUGAUUCACACAAAUAUCGCUCGAAAUUAUCGUUUGGUUUUCCCUUUUCCUUUGUGAGCUAACUCUCUAUAUAUUAUUGGUAAAAUUUGUAUGAACGAUGUAAUCUCCUUAUUUUGUAUUUUAUUUUAUGAAAAGGAAAAAAGUCGUUUAGCGAAAACAAGCUUGCGAGUGCAGGUAAUAUUUGGCAUCGUGAGGAAAUAUGGCGUUAUUGUCCUACUAUAGGCGGCGUCAAAAUGUGAAAUGACCUUUGUAGAGUUGUCUGUGUAUUCGGUGAACUUUUCAAGAGUAAACUAUUCGUUCUGUAUUGUGUAUGUAUGGUCCUGCUGCCACAGUCUGAAAACCGAAUGACUUGUUUUUGUGCAGGAUGCUUUGCAGACCGGUCAUAUAAAACAAGCGGGGUGAACCUGACCCCGAAACCGGGAUGCACUUGCACCCGAAUCUGGCUCAAUUUAACACCCAAAAAUAGCUGCAUAUUUCAACCACAAACCCUAUAAUUUGUAAAGGCCUAAACCAGACAAAUUUAAGCCGGCCUCAGGUCGACCUUGCGUCAACAAAAAACCGUCGGCGACUGACUCUUCAGGAUUACACUGCUCCUGAGCUAACACCAUCGGGAACUUUUAAGACAAUCUGAAACAGUCGCCGCUCGAAAAAAUUAACAGUCGCAAGAGUAGAACAAUUUCAACUUGAACGACGUGAUCCCGACAGUCGGGAACCAAUCGCAGGCGCAUGAUUUCUCAGUUGUUGUGACCUGAGCAUUUGUCUGCGCGUUGCCGACGGUUUGUUGCGGGCGCAAGAAAAACGUAGGUCGACCCGUUGAGGCCGACUUCCACUGUGUUUUGUAGUAAUUAUAUUAAUAAUUUAAAAGUUGACAAAUAUAACACUCAAAUGAUACAGUUCCGCUUCACCCGAUAAAACCUCAGUCGGAAUUAUCAUAGCCUCCUGAAAUAGUGAGCGCCAUGGCAACCGGUCUAUCAAUAAUUGGUUGUCUGAACCCUUUCAAAUGUACCAUUGGAUCAAAAAUAGUUCCAAAAUAAUGGAGUUAAAACAUCUAUUCCAAAAGAGUGACUGUGACGAGUGAAAAUAAAAUUUAAAGCCCGCCAAACAAACUUCACGCGCAGGCAUCCACUUUGUUACUCGAUUUGCUAAUUCAAUUGCAACACAGCGUGACACAGAAACUCAGGAGUGUGUUUGGGACACCAUGCAGAAAGCGCAAAGUAUAGAUGGCCCCGCGGCCCGCCCGUACAUGCUGAACAGCCGUUGCUCUAGACCAAUAGGAAUGAAGAAACUGUCUUAUAAGAACAGGUGAAGCUCGCGUGUCACGCCCAUGUUUAAACACUUUUU
Asterias rubens (European starfish) is the source of this 4359-nucleotide messenger RNA. Its product is annotated as tyrosine-protein kinase Mer-like. Lineage: Eukaryota; Metazoa; Echinodermata; Asteroidea; Forcipulatida; Asteriidae. The coding region runs from base 18 to 2759 and encodes 913 amino acids. The record is from RefSeq and is a predicted model, not a curated record. Gene Ontology annotation, cellular component: signaling receptor complex. Gene Ontology annotation, biological process: positive regulation of kinase activity; multicellular organism development; cell surface receptor protein tyrosine kinase signaling pathway. The transcript is spliced from 17 exons. Gene Ontology annotation, molecular function: protein binding; ATP binding; transmembrane receptor protein tyrosine kinase activity.